ACUGAACCUAUGUUUAAGUCUGUCUAGGACUAGGGUUCCCCAACACUCUCCUCUGCCUCUAUAUAUACGCUUAUUCCCUAUGGAAUAACAGCACAAUAUUAGUGAGAGAUCUCUACCUGUCAAGAAUCUCAUAAGGAAAGAGGCCAGAGAGGAUAAGGGAUUUAUUCCAGUUCAUUCAUCUAUCAUGGAUCCAGAGUUGUACCCGAUGCUUAUUCAAUGCAUACUUGGACUGGUCAAGCACAAUAAAACAUGACGGAGUCACUUAACUUCUUGUUCCGUUUAGAAACCAGAGUAUGUAAUACUACCGAUUAUUAAACAUUUAAAUCUUUCCCCUCUCAAUCUAAUUCUCACUUGAUCGUCUUCUUCCUGUCCCUUGCGCCGCUGCUGUUUGGGAUGAGCAAGCACGGUCAGCUUCAAGGACAUUUCAGCCGCUCAAGCCCAUAUGAUCCUCGGUCAUGUCAGGCCUUCGCCCACAGUGGUUCUGGAGUAAAAAAUUGGCCGCUGUUGAGAACCACCGUGAAGGCCCUUCGGCAGUUGAUGCGGUUGGAGAUGGAGAAGAGAGGGACCCUCGACUUUAUCCUUCAACGAGUGACGAUGGAUGCUCUGCCAUUGUUUAUCGAAGAGAGGUAUUCUCAGCGAGGACACUUGCUACUGGCGAAAUAGUGGAUCGAGCUUCGGAUGGUCUCUGUUGGCGGGCGGUCAGCUGAGUCCCACUCCGAGUUUGGCAAGGGCCACUACGGCUGCGAAGGCUAUAAGCCGGAGCAACGACAUCUACGAGAUUUGCAGCUAUGGCGGCAAUAUCUGGGAGGCGGCAGGAGGUCUAAAGUCGGUGGUUACUCUUCCGGCUUGGAUCUGGAUAUUUUUCAAAUCCAAAAUUCUAGCUUUUCCUUUUCUUCUGAAAUUGCCGAAACAUUUUUAUUUUGAUUUUUCUGAUUGGGAUGAAUUUUUUAAUGUUUUAGGAGGGAAUGAUAGCUUAUGGGAUCCAAUCUAUGUAAUACUACCUCCAUCACACUAUGUUUGGAUAAAGGGGUGUGACACAACUUUUUGG
This is a messenger RNA of Cuscuta epithymum, 1048 nucleotides long. The record is from the annotation of a GenBank genome assembly. Lineage: Eukaryota; Viridiplantae; Streptophyta; Magnoliopsida; Solanales; Convolvulaceae.